AUGUGGCCAGCUCGUCGCACUUGGCGUCAGAAAUUCGCUCGGUUAAAUCUUUGGGCCACUCUUUACGCCUCUUGGGCACUCGGACUGUUCCCAUUCAUCUAUAAUUCCAGCACGAAGAAACUGCGACGAUCCAUGCGGCUGGUUGGAUAUGGCAUCAUUUUGAAUCUUGGGUCUCUUUGGAUUACGCUCAACUAUCGUGAACACACCGGAACCACAGCCAUAAUAGAGGUUUUUCAUCGAAAUCCUUUGGCAGAACAAAUCAGCUAUCUACAAAACAUUUUACUUUUGACAACCGUCUUUGUAAUGCACUUUCGGAACUGUUGGCUAUGCGAGGAGCUUGCCAACACGCUUAAUACUCUGACAGAUCUAUAUCAACGUCACCUUGUACAAUAUGACUUUAACGAUUGUCACAGCUUUGAUAAUUAUGUUAUAUAUAAAAGCCUAUCAAUUUGGCUGGAAUUUAUUUCAAUGUUAAUCAUCAGAUUUGGACUGUCGCCUCCAACUAACUUCAAAAACUUUUUGGGUCUUGUUGGUGUUAUAGCAAUUGAACUCGGCAUACUUCUAAUUGGAAUGCAUUUUCACCUGGCCGUGUUAUACAUAUAUCGCUCUGUUCGGAUCGUCAAUCGGGAACUUCUUACGCUAGCAAAUCAGCUAAGGAUGCGCCACACAAGGAGAUCCUACCGUGUUCAAGAACUGCAUUAUCUUUAUAGUCGCCUCUUAGACCUAAGCAUCCGACUAACUGCCAUCUACGACUACCAAAUGAGUCUAUUAAUGAUAUCCUUACUAAGUGCUAAUAUAUUAUCCAUAUUCUAUAUGAUAGUCUACAGUAUUAGUUUAAAUAAAAUCUUGUCGUUUGUUUUGGCGAUAAACUUGAUUCAGGCGCUUGCCAUUAAUUUUAUGGAUUUCUGGUUGAGUAUUGCGGUCUGCGACUUGGCAGAGCGAGCAGGUCGAGGAACCUCAGCUAUUUUAAAGCUAUUUAAUGAUAUAGAACUAGAUGUUGAUCUAGAACGAAGUAUCAACGACUUUGCCCUAUUUUGCUGUCAUAGACGUCUAAGAUUUAACCAUUGCGGCUUUUUCUAUGUUCAUAACGCAAUGGGAUUUCGAAUGAUUGUAGCUUGUGUAUUGUAUUUAAUCUACUUGGUUCAGUUCGAUUAUAUGAAUUUGUAA
This is a messenger RNA of Drosophila montana, 1167 nucleotides long. RefSeq names its product gustatory receptor for bitter taste 22e-like. The record is from RefSeq and is a predicted model, not a curated record. Gene Ontology annotation, cellular component: axon; neuronal cell body; dendrite. The transcript is spliced from 2 exons. Gene Ontology annotation, molecular function: sweet taste receptor activity. NCBI's taxonomy places the organism in Eukaryota, Metazoa, Arthropoda, Insecta, Diptera, Drosophilidae. Gene Ontology annotation, biological process: male courtship behavior; sensory perception of taste; chemosensory behavior. The coding region runs from base 1 to 1167 and encodes 388 amino acids.